Messenger RNA from Micromonas pusilla CCMP1545, 1623 nucleotides. RefSeq lists its product as uncharacterized. The record is from RefSeq and is a predicted model, not a curated record. The transcript has 2 exons. Bases 124 to 1623 code for a protein of 499 amino acids. Lineage: Eukaryota; Viridiplantae; Chlorophyta; Mamiellophyceae; Mamiellales; Mamiellaceae.
CGCACGCGUCGCCGCAGACCGCCGACGCCACUCCGCGUCGCGUCGCUCGUCCGCGCGCGAACCGAACCGAACCGCGCCGCGCCGCGCGCGCUCGAGGACGCCGCUCGCGGCUAAUAAUUAAAGAUGGCCAGCGCGCUGCUCGCGAGGUGUCGCCCCGGGACGACGGCACCCGCCCGCGCGUCGACGCCUCGUCGACGCGGCAGCGCGACGCGCGCGCGCGCGUCGUCGCGUAAUAAGAACUCCAACGCGUCGACGCGCGGUGCUCACACCGCGCUGACCGCGAUCGCGUCCAUCGCGUCGCUGCUUCGGCGGCGCGCGAGCGGCGGCGGCGCCGCGGUCGCGGACGCGCCCGCGGAGGUGGCCGAUCCGACUCGGACGCGCGGGGAGCCGCUCCCCAUCCUUCCGGACGCGCCGUCGCGCGCGUCCGACUCCGCGAAGCUUCGCACGGCGAGCGGCGCGCCGGUGCAAUUCCUGGGCAUCAGCAGCGAGGCGUUCGCGCGCGAGCGCGGGGAAGACGCGCUCGACGUCCCGGCGCGCGCGCGCGCGUCCGGGGUGAACUACGUGCACGUCUCGCACAAAUCUUUAGAACGCGGCGCGGACCUGUGCGGGCUGCGUAAACUCGUCGGCGACGAUCCGGUGAAGCGAAAGAAGCUGUUCGUGACGUUGGGUAUGUCCGCGAAGACGCUCAGAGAGAUCAUCGCCGCGGAGAAGAAGAGCGCGGAGAAGAAGAAGAGCGGGGAGAAGAAGAGCGGCGGCGACGGCGACGGCGACGGCAAAGGCAAAGGCGGCGUCCUCGGCGGCGUCCUCGGAGGCGGCGGAGCAAUCUACGGAAACGGAUCGACGGAACGCGCCAUCACGACGCACGUCGAGCGGUGCCUCGGCGCGCUGAACACGUCCUACGUCGACGCGUUCUUUUUCGAAGACGUCGAGCGAGGCGACGAGGUUGACGUCGUCGCGUCCCUGCGUUGGAUGCGCCGAUCGCUUCUCGUGGUUCCGGACAAGGGCAGAGCCGGCAUCGACGGCGUCGUGCGGUUCGUCGGCGCGGGGACGAGGGACCGGUGCGUCGGCGUGCGCAUGCUGCGCUGCGACAAGGCGGACGUCGGCGGCUUCGGCGCGGACGUCGCGUACGAUUACGACGCCGCAGCGAAGGCGAGCAGGGAGGAGGGCGCCCGAGACACCGCCGCGGCGGACUCAGAACGGCCCUCAUCCUCCUUCAUAGGCCCCGCGACGCGGCCGCCUUGCGAGCUGGAUUUCCUCGUCGCGCGGUACGACAUGACGCACGUCGCCGCGGAGCGGUCGAUGUUCCCGGCGGCGCUCAUUCGCGACGUCCCCGUGAUCGCGACGCCGUCCAACGCGCGCGAGCUUCGCGAGGCGGCGGAGGCGAGCGGGUCGAUGCCGUCUGAGAGCGACCUGCUGCGGUUCGCGAGCGCGCAUCCGGCGGUGCGCGUGGCGCUGGCGUCGCCGGCGGACGCGGCGGCGCUGAGGUGCGUUCUAUCUCACACUGGUCUCCAUACGACCGCGUUGGCGUGGUGGACGCCGAUCCUUAAGGACUUUUCCCGGCGUGUCUCUCCGCCCACACCUCGCUUUCAACGCCCGCCCUCGACGCCUUUCAACGCCAACUGA